Molecule: messenger RNA, 3683 nt
Organism: Talpa occidentalis (Iberian mole)
Lineage: Eukaryota; Metazoa; Chordata; Mammalia; Eulipotyphla; Talpidae
Gene: PLCD3
Product: phospholipase C delta 3
Exons: 15
Coding region: 1-2313 (770 amino acids)
Biological process (GO): intracellular signal transduction; lipid metabolic process
Molecular function (GO): phosphatidylinositol-4,5-bisphosphate phospholipase C activity
Source: RefSeq, a predicted model, not a curated record
AUGCCGUGCGUCCGCUGGGGGAGCUGCCGCCGGCCGCCCGCGGUCGCGGCGCCCGUCUCGACCCCGACCCCCGACGGCGGCGCCAAGAGGCCCCGGCUGCGGGCGCUGAAGAAGAUGGGCCUGAUGGAGGACGAGGAUGUGCGCACCAUGCUGCGGGGCUCCCGGCUCUGCAAGAUCCGCUCGCGGCGGUGGCACAAAGAGCGGCUGUACCAGCUGCAGGAGGACGGCCUGAGCGUGUGGUUCCAGCGGGGCUUCCCGCGCGCGCCAUCGCAGCACGUCUUCUACCUGCAGCACAUCGAGGACGUCCGCCAGGGCCACCAGUCCGAGGGCCUGCGGCGCUACGGGGGCGCCUACGAGCCGGAGCGCUGCCUCACCAUCGCCUUCAAGGGCCGUCGCAAGAACCUGGACCUGGUGGCGCCCACGGCGGAGGAGGCGCAGUGCUGGGUGCGCGGCCUGGCCAAGCUGCGCGCCAGCCUCAGCACCAUGAGCCAGCUCGAGCGCCUCGACCACUGGAUCUACUCCUACCUGCAGCGGGCGGACUCGGACCAGGACAGCAAGAUGAGCUUCAAGGAGAUCAAGAGCCUGCUCCGAAUGGUCAACGUGGACAUGAACGACAUGUACGCCUACAGCCUCUUCAAGGAGUGUGACCACUCCAACAACGAGCGGCUGGAGGGGCCCGAGAUUGAGGAGUUUCUGCGGCGGCUGCUGAAGCGCCCCGAGCUGGAGGAGCUCUUCCAUCGGUACUCAGGCGAGGACCAGCUGCUGAGCGCCCCUGAGCUGCUGGACUUCCUGGCAGACCAGGGCGAGGACGGGGCCACCCUGGCCCAUGCCGAGCAGCUCAUCCAGACCUACGAGCUCAACGAGAUAGCCAAGCAGCAUGAGCUGAUGACGCUGGAUGGCUUCAUGAUGUACCUGCUGUCACCUGAGGGGGCGGCCCUGGACCCGGCCCACACGAGAGUGUUCCAGGACAUGCACCAGCCCCUGGCCCACUACUUCAUCUCCUCCUCCCACAAUACCUAUCUGACCACCUCUCAGAUUGAGGGGGCCAGCAGCACCGAGGCCUAUGUUAGGGCCUUUGCCCAGGGAUGCCGCUGUGUGGAGCUGGAUUGCUGGGAGGGGCCGGGAGGGGAGCCUGUCAUCUACCACGGCCACACAUUCACCUCCAAGAUCCUCUUCCGGGACGUGAUCCAGGCCGUGCGAGACUAUGCCUUCACAGUAUCCCCUUAUCCCGUCAUCCUGUCCCUUGAGAACCACUGCGGCUUGGAGCAGCAGGCGACCAUGGCCCGCCACCUCCGCACCAUCCUGGGGGACAUGCUGGUGACGCAGGCACUGGACCCCAAGAACCCGGAAAAGCUGCCGUCUCCAGAGCAGCUGAAGGGCAGGGUCCUGGUGAAGGGGAAGAAGCUGCCUGCCGCCAGGAGGGAAGGCACGCACAUUCUGUCAGGCUGGGAGGAGGAAGAGGAGGAAGGAUCGGAGGCAGAGCUGACAGAUCAGAAGCAGCUGGCCAAGCAGGUCUCCCCGGAGCUGUCCGACCUGGUUGUGUACUGCCGUGCCACCCACCUGCGGGCCCUGCGCCCCACCCCCGCCCUGGCACAGCCCUGCCUGGUCAGCUCCCUUGGCGAGCGCAAGGCCAAGAAGUUCAUCCGAGAGGCAGGGAACAGCUUCGUCAGGCACAACACCUGCCAACUGACCCGUGUCUACCCGCGCGGGCUUCGGGUGAACUCGGCCAACUACAACCCCCAGGGGAUGUGGAACUCGGGCUGCCAGCUGGUGGCCCUGAACUUCCAGACGCCAGGCUACGAGAUGGACCUCAAUACCGGGCGCUUCCUCGUCAAUGGGCAGUGCGGCUACAUCCUGAAACCUGCCUGCUUGCGGCAGCCCAACACAACGUUUGACCCCGAGUACCCCGGCCCCCCCAGAACAACUCUCACCAUCCAGGUGCUGACGGCACAGCAGCUGCCCAAGCUGAACGCUGAGAAGCCAAGCUCCAUCGUGGACCCCCUGGUGCGCGUUGAGAUCCAUGGGGUGCCCGAAGACUGUGAUCGGAGGGAGACCCCUUACGUGCUCAACAACGGCUUCAACCCCAGCUGGAAAAAGACCCUGCAGUUCCAGCUGCGGGCUCCGGAGCUGGUGCUGGUGCGGUUUGUGGUGGAGGAUUACGACACCAUGUCCCCCAAUGACUUCGUGGGCCAGUUCACGCUGCCUCUCUACAGCCUGAAGCAAGGGUACCGCCACAUCCACCUGCUUUCCAAGGACGGGGCCUCAUUGUCACCGGCCUCGCUCUUCAUCCACAUCAGCAUCCAGAACUCCUGACCCCGGCUGAUCUGCCCCGGGGCCUGCGGGGUCAGGCGCUCUCCCUUGCAGUGGAGGGGCGGAGGGAGAGCCGCUCUGCCAGCCUGCCCACCUUGCCUGCUUGCCAGUCAGGCUCUCCUCUCAACUGGAUGCCAAAGGCUGCCUUGGCCCCCCGUGAAGAACAGGUGGUUGACCUUUUCCCUGCAACUGCGGAGCCUUGAAACGUCCGGCGCCUGGGUCCUCAGCCCACCCCUCAUGGUUUCUGGAAAGCCCAGCCUGCUGGACCAGGAGACCAGAGGGUAGGGGUGAGGGGGUGGAUGUGGGCAGCACACCAGAGCCCUCAACCUGUCUCUACCCCAAAGUGGCGCCACCCCAGCCUCCUUCCCCCAAGAGCCCAGCCCCCACCCUUGCGUCCACCCCAGGCAUUAACCCCCAUGAGAGCACCUCCCUCUCCUGGACUCCAGCUCUUGAACUUGAACUCCCUUACUCAAAGCAAGGAAGGGAGAGCCGAGGCUGAGGCCCUAAGGAAACCUGGGAGUAGGUUUUUAACUUGUGUCAUAAAAGCCCUGGAGAGGACAGCGGAGCAAGACUAUUUAAAAAAAAAAAUAAAGAAGCAAAUUUAUUUUAUCACUGACACCCCCUUAGUACUCUGAGGCCACACCCCUAGGAGAGACAGAGGCAGGAGAGCCCUUUGGGCCUCUUCCCCCAGCAGGGCUGGCAUCUGUCAAAGACUGCCAGGGGUGUUGAAGGCAUCGCAGCAUGAAAUAGCCCUGACCCCCUCCUCUGGCUCAAAGCUGCUGCUGCUGCAUCACAUGGCUGAGGACACCUAUUCACAUACCACCCCCCAACAGAAGAGUGAGGGCGGCCUGGAAUGGGCAGCGGGCAGAACUGUGGGGCCUUCAAGGGGGUGAGCACAGGACUGAGGGACCUCACUCAGACCACUUUCCAGGCUCAACUGGGUUUGAUAAAUCCCUGGGACUCGAGGUUCUCCUUCCACCUUUUAGACAGGCCCCGAAAGCUGUGGCUGCUCCUGGCUACCUCUUGAGAGGCUGGGAGAGGGCACCCUGCAGAGCAUCCAGAGACCAGGCAGAAAGGCGGCUUUCUGGGGUUAAAUGUGGAGCCCUGGCACUCUGGGUUCCACUGCUAAACAAAGGCCCCAUGAUGCAGUUCCUGGGGGGAGGUGGCCUGGGAAAAGGCCACAGAACCCUGAGUUGGGCUGCCUCCACUUUCCUGCAUCCGUGAGCUGAUGCAGGAAGUGACAACCUCACCCUGCUCAGGUCACGCCAUAGAAUCGUGUGCCCGAGAGCACAAGCAGUUGCUGAAGGGUCCAGGAGCCUCCCUGUGCAGCAGCCAUGAAGGCCUGGGCUGGCCGCCCUGGGGUGGGAGGCAGG